Molecule: messenger RNA, 396 nt
Organism: Manduca sexta (tobacco hornworm)
Lineage: Eukaryota; Metazoa; Arthropoda; Insecta; Lepidoptera; Sphingidae
Product: protein shank-like
Exons: 5
Coding region: 1-396 (131 amino acids)
Cellular component (GO): postsynaptic membrane; dendritic spine; postsynaptic density
Molecular function (GO): ionotropic glutamate receptor binding; synaptic receptor adaptor activity
Source: RefSeq, a predicted model, not a curated record
AUGGCGGCCAAUCUCAACAGCGACCAGCCAGGAUUGGAAAGAUAUUCGUUUGUUUUCCGGUCUUUCCAGGAGUUGAAGGAGAGCUUCAACUAUGGCUUGUUCUGCCCACCGAUCAACGGUAAAGCCGGCAAGUUUCUCGACGAAGAGCGACGGCUCGGCGACUACCCAUUCAACGGUCCAGUGGGCUACCUCGAGUUAAAAUACAAGCGGCGUGUGUACAAGAUGCUGAAGCUCGACGAGAAGACUCUGAAGGCGCUGCAUUCGCGCGCGAACCUGCGCCGCUUCCUGGAGCACGUGACGCACGGACAGAUAGACAAGAUCAGCAAGGCGUGCUCCAAGGGACUUGACCCUAACUUCCACUGCCAGGAGACAGGAGGUCAGGUGCCGAAAGUGUGA